AUGAAUCCACGCGACUCGCGCGUCGUCAGCAUCUACGACAAGUACCUCUACGAUCCAAGAGAUCUUGAGUCAUCCGAUCCCCGUCGUCGUGAGCUCGCGCGCAAGGCGAGUCAACUCAAACUUCACGGUCAACCUGCUAACAAUAUGGACGCCAACGGCCUGAGACACGGCGGUCCCCGUACUCAGGUCCCCGCCCAAGGCAAAAGCACGACCAUCUCAAACGCGACCAAAGCUGCCGAUGGUCUCACAACCAGCUCGGCCAACGCUGCCACCUCGAGCAGACGACCAAGCGACGGAGGCGCAUCCGUGCCUCAUCAGGAUCACACUCACGACCGCGAUUCUGGUGCAUUCGGUCUAGGCCUUGGUAUGCUCGGUGGAAGCGACUCAGAGUCCGACUCGGACAGCGACGAUGAUCGCCCCACUCGAAACAAUUCAAGUCUUGACGAGCUACACCGCAGCCAGGAUUCCCAUCGACCCGACAGCUGGACGGACCGCGCAGUUGCCGUCGGUCAUCGUCCUCCCGACAACGCCUCUCAGAACCCGCCUUCGCUGAAACUCAUGGCGCUCAAAUCGGCAAAGCAAUCUGCUCACCUAUCGGGCUCAUCUCACGACGACAGAACGAGCAGGCUAGCCGUCGACAACAACAACUUCGUUGACCGCACUUCACGUCAUGGAAGUACCAUCGGCUUUGCUGGUCCGCCCACGGAUAAUCACGCUCCACCGAAACCGGCCGAUCCCGCUGAUGCAUCCAAAAGGCUCAGCGCUAGGACUGCCCUGACCAAGCAGCUCGGUCUGGUCACCCCAAACCCGGAGCCGACUGGACCGCAAUCCAAUAGAGGUCCUUCGCCCGACCCGCGUGCCGGUCCUCACGACUACUUCGACAGUCGUGCUCCUACCGUCGUCCAAGCCCGCUCGCCACACCGGAAUCCAGGCCCUGCCCCCAUCGACGUUGCUCGCGCUCAGCAGCACGGCUUGAACACCUCACAGUACAGCGCGCACGGUGCGUCCUCGCCUAUGGGCUCCCAACAUGGCUCUGUCUCUACUCCCAACAGCGCCACGCCCCUUCGAUCCCCGGGUUACGGUGCUCCAGGCAUGCCAUCGCCCAACUACCCGCACGGACAGGCUCCGUUGCCGCCAAACAUUCUGCAGCGAGGGCCACCUUCACCAUACGACCAGCGAGGCCCACCACCUCCCGGUGGUCUCGGUGGACCUGGCGUGCCGAGCCAUCCUUCUUCGCUUCAGGCAGCAUCCGGUACGAGGCCUCCUCCUCAGCACAUGCAAGGAGGACCUCGCCCGCAAGAUCGUGGUGGACCUGCGAGCAACAGAGGGCCACCGGGGCCGAGCCGCAACUUUGGUCCUUCCUUCUCGGACGCUCCAGGUCCGUCCAAGCGCCAGUCGAUCUUCCGCCGAUCCAUGGCCAUGUUGGGCGGUGGCGGCCCACAUAUGGGCCCUCCCGGCAACGGUCCUGGUCCCAACGGUGCUGCACAGUCUCAGCCUGGCCAAAAGCGUCGAUCAUUCUUUCGACGAAGCAUGGCCAUGCUCACAGGAAACAAUGGCUCUGCCCAACCACCACAGCAACAGCAGAUGCGGAUGCCCGCUCCAGCCGUUCCUCUCGCUGCGCCUGCGCCGCGCGUGAAAGGCCUGCAGGACGACUAUGAAAAGCCCGACCACCCUCGCAAGUCGCAGUUUCUCGGAGCAGGAGGCGAUGGCGCAGAGUGGGAUACCGACGGCGAAGGUGCCAAAUUCUGGCGUCGCUUCUCCGUCGCGCAGAAAGCCGCUGGCACGCAUAAAGUCGAAGAUGGCAGCAGAGCCUGGAUGGCUUCUAUGGCUAGCGGCAGGAGGAAGCUCAUCGUCAUGGGCUCCAUCGCUCUGGUCAUUCUGGUGGGCAUCAUUGUUGGUGUCAUCGUGUGGAGAGAGAUCAAAUCACCAUCGGGAUCCACCUCGGACGAGCCCACCUCCAUCUACAAAGCCAAUCUCGGAGCAAAGGACAGUCCGGCCGCAUCUUCUUCCACCCAGAGAUCCGCGACUUCUACCACCAGGAAGGCCAAAGCUACGGCGACCGCCACAUCGACAAGCUCGAGCUGGUACUCCAGGUCGGUAUCCGAUGAUGUCAACAAUCAAGAAGAUGUAGCACACUCACGCCGCGCCGUCGCGCACGAGCUCCGUGCGCAGAGGAUGCGAAAGCGUCACUUUGGCCGCGCCGUCGUAGCUGUAUCGCCUCCACAACACGAGCAGCGAGCUUCCCUCGCCGAGCUCGACUGA
Molecule: messenger RNA, 2262 nt
Organism: Pseudozyma hubeiensis SY62
Lineage: Eukaryota; Fungi; Basidiomycota; Ustilaginomycetes; Ustilaginales; Ustilaginaceae
Product: expressed protein
Exons: 1
Coding region: 1-2262 (753 amino acids)
Source: RefSeq, a predicted model, not a curated record